CUCUCCUGCUGUGAAGACGUAGCUGCGGGUGGCUGUGGUGGCGGCGUUCAAGAUGUCGACCAAGAAUUUCCGAGUCAGUGACGGUGACUGGAUUUGCCCCGACAAAAAAUGUGGAAAUGUAAACUUUGCCAGAAGAACCAGCUGUAAUAGAUGCGGUCGGGAGAAAACAACUGAGGCUAAGAUGAUGAAAGCAGGGGGCACUGAAAUAGGAAAGACACUUGCAGAAAAGAGCCGAGGCCUAUUUAGUGCUAAUGACUGGCAGUGUAAAACUUGCAGUAAUGUGAAUUGGGCCAGAAGAUCAGAGUGUAACAUGUGUAAUACUCCAAAGUAUGCUAAGUUAGAAGAAAGAACAGGAUAUGGUGGCGGCUUUAAUGAAAGAGAAAAUGUUGAAUAUAUAGAAAGAGAGGAAUCUGAUGGUGAAUAUGAUGAGUUUGGACGUAAAAAGAAAAAGUACAGAGGAAAGGCAGUUGGUCCAGCAUCUAUUUUAAAGGAAGUCGAAGAUAAAGAAUCUGAGGGAGAAGAAGAGGAUGAGGAUGAAGAUCUUUCUAAAUAUAAAUUAGAUGAGGAUGAGGAUGAAGAUGAUGCUGAUCUCUCAAAAUAUAAUCUUGAUGCCAGUGAAGAAGAAGAUAGUAAUAAAAAGAAAUCUAAUAGACGAAGUCGCUCAAAGUCUCGAUCUUCACAUUCACGAUCUUCAUCACGCUCAUCCUCCCCCUCAAGUUCAAGGUCUAGGUCCAGGUCCCGUUCAAGAAGUUCUUCCAGUUCGCAGUCAAGAUCUCGUUCCAGUUCCAGAGAACGUUCGAGAUCUCGUGGGUCGAAAUCAAGAUCCAGCUCCAGAUCCCACAGGGGCUCUUCUUCCCCACGAAAAAGAUCUUAUUCAAGUUCAUCAUCUUCUCCUGAGAGGAACAGAAAGAGAAGUCAUUCUAGAUCUUCAUCUGGUGAUCGCAAAAAAAGACGAACAAGAUCACGGUCACCCGAAAGCCAGGUGAUUGGUGAAAACACUAAACAACCCUGAGCCCAGGGCCAACCCCUCGGAACACCACUACUUUACCCAGGCACCACAGGUCAUCUUCUGGAUCAUCCCAUUCUGGUUCUCGUUCAAGUUCAAAAAAGAAAUAAUGUAUUAAAAUUUACAUCUUAAAAAAAAAAGUCCAGUACAGUGCAUGAAGCAUAUUUUUUAAGAAGUUGGUGUCUUACUUGGUCAGAAGUGCUAAAUCUGCUAGUAGAGGUGCAUGCCUUUCAUUGCUUUUCAGAACAAUACAGCUGUGUUUAUUUGUGAAAUUAAAAGUAAAUAGUAUUUUAAGCCAUAAAGUCCCAAAAUAGAUGCUCUAUUUAUCACUCUUUAUUUACAACCAUUUAUUUAAAACCAUCUCAGCUAUAACAAAGUAACUUUGUUUCUUUUUUUUUUUACUUUGUUUCUUAAUCUGAAUUCUUGAUUUUCUCAUUUCCAAAUAGGAAUUGUUUAUUGAUUUAAGAUAAGAUUUCCUUAGGCUUGCCUAAAAUUUUGGCAUGGAAGCAGGACUGUGGUGAAGUAGUUGGAAACAGUCUUAUUUAUUUUAACCUGAGAAAAGGAGUCAGCCUGUUUAUGUUAACCUAUAUUAAAGUGAUUCUUAUCAGAAAAAGUUGAACUAGUUGUAAAACAGCCAACCGGGAAGCUUCAUGAAAUUCCCUAUGCUAAGGGUGCCGUAGAAUCAUUGUCUUUCUUUUAUUCGGUUUUACCUUUUGCACCACAUUUAAUGCAGAAAAAUCUUGUGAAUUGUAGGAGAAAGGUGUUACUCAUUUCUCACUUUCUGACACACAAUUUUGAGUAAGAAUAUCUAACAGUUCAUUUCUAAUCUGCUGAUAUGGUCGUUUGAUGAAAAAAAAUUUCAAGAUGUUUAUCUUAAUAUUUUAAGCAGCUUUGUGUAAUAUCCUUUAAAUGAUAGGGCAGACAAAACUAAAUUAUACUUAAUGAAGAACAAAUUGAAGAAAGCUUCUGAAGUAUAGUUCUCUGGGUGAAAGACCCAACAGACAGACACAUUGUUAAUUUAAGUAGACAUUUGCAGUGAUGUUUAACUUCCAACACACAGCAUAAAAUUUUCUUCUGAGUGACAAAUGAAUGUUUAUUUCUACAUGACAUAAGCAGAAAUAAUUGUUCCUUUUCACUUGAAAUUACUUAUGGCUUAAAAUACUUUCAGAGUUUAUUUCUCAAAAUUAAAAUCUGGUCACUUGAGCUUUAUUAUAUCUUCUGGUGUAAAGACAAAAAGGUUUCUCUUAACAGUAUCUUCAGUGACAAUACAAGGUAAGUAUAUUAAGGAAAAUCAACAAUUGUGCUUGGGGACUUUUUGUUAUGGGGAUUAAUACCCACUGUUUCGGUAUUUUUAUUUUUUAAACAGUAAUGUCUUCGGCAAUUAAAAGGUUUUAAGGUAUUUUGUAGACAGACCAAACAAAAUUAUAUUUGUUUUUUUAUUUUAAAAUAAGUGAUUUUUUUCUUCAGCUGAUCUAAAGAUGAAAGCAAAAUAUCUUACGUAGAAAUAUUUUGAUAAUAUUUUUACAAUGAACUUUCCUCUUGUUUUCUUGUGUCUUAAUUUUCUUUGCCACAUUUACUGUAGUUUGCACAAGGACUGUUCUCUCUUGUAAUUGUGCCUCAGACUUCUUGAAAGUCCACCUUCUAAAUUGCCCAGAUGAUCUUUUAGAUUCUACAUGUUACUGUCGGUUUAUUCUUGUGCUUUCUGUAUUUAAAACUUUGGCUGUACUAAGCAAAUGCAAGAUUAUAAAUGUAGCUAGUAGUAGUAUACAGACAAUUCAGAUGAUUAUGAUUUCAUUUGGUUUAACUAAGCUGUACUAGUCCAUUUCAUAAGGAAAUGAUGCUGUAGACAAAUGUAAAUAAAGCUUGUGAGUCAAGCAUCAAGUGGUGUUUGUUAGAAAUAAAUGAGAAUUUUUAA
Messenger RNA from Molossus molossus (Pallas's mastiff bat), 2921 nucleotides. RefSeq names its product zinc finger RANBP2-type containing 2 (gene ZRANB2). The coding region runs from base 53 to 1012 and encodes 319 amino acids. Gene Ontology annotation, biological process: RNA processing. Lineage: Eukaryota; Metazoa; Chordata; Mammalia; Chiroptera; Molossidae. The transcript is spliced from 11 exons. The record is from RefSeq and is a predicted model, not a curated record. Gene Ontology annotation, molecular function: lipopolysaccharide binding; RNA binding.